CACGUGUGGGCAGGAACUACACCUCUUGGGUUACCUCCCAUAUGUCAUGGAGAUCAAUGUGAAAUGGAUUUUAAAGACAAGAAUAUUCUUCUUUCUCUUUCAAGUAAUGGUCUCUAUAUUCCCUGACCAUCAGCACUCAAAAAACAAUGCAUUUAUAGCUCCGUAUCGUUUAAAACCUCACCCUCUGAUAAUCGAGUUCUUAUUUGGAGGAUUCGAUAACUGGGACUCCGAAUAUUACCUUAACGUUGCUAAUGUGGGUGGGUACCAAAUCAAAGAGUGCCACGCCUUCUUUCCACUGUAUCCGUUUCUAAUGAGAUUCAUGACCUUGUUCUUAUACAGGUAUACACCGAUUGGACACUUCAUUCCUUUUCAUAGUCUGUUAGUGAUAAGUGGUGUGACAAUAAGUAACAUAUCAUUCAUCAUCUCAGCAAUCACUUUAUAUCUACUUACCAUUAAAAUAUUUACUAUAGCAGCUGUUGAUUACAAUAAGUACACAUCUACUAAUAAAACUUCUACAAAUGAAACUUUGUCAUCAUUCUCUUCCAGCAUCAAUGAAUCCACGGGCUCAUCUCCUUCAUCAUGCGUUCUAAAAAGACAUCCAGUUCACACCUCACCAUUGACUAGUCCUCUAGAUGCUUUACCAUCAGUUAUUCCACCAAAUCUUUCAUUACCAAUGCCUUCACUUGAUGCUACAUCUUCACUCACACACAAUGUACCUGUUAGUUUACCCUCUUCAUUGAAUGAUCAGGUGAUAUUGUCUCCAGAACUGAUAAAAGAGAUUGCAUUUCUCUCAGUACUGCUCUACACUGUUAAUCCAGCAACCAUAUUUAUGUGUACUGCAUACACUGAGAGCCUGUUUGCCCUCUUUACUUUCUCAGGUAUGCUGGCUGUCUCUCACUCUCGACUCUACAUUUCUUCACUUCUCUUUGCUGGAGCAUGCGCCACACGGUCCAAUGGUAUCGUACUAAUUGGUUUUAUAUUAUAUCAUCACAUGGUGCACGUCUUGAAAGAUUUCGCUGCUCGUGGUUCCAUACUUGGAACAGGAAUGAGGAUCUUGAAACAUGGGUUUGAAAUGAUGCUACAAGUGUUGAUUGCACUCCUUCCAUUCCUUGCUUUCCAGAUGUACAGCUAUCACCAGUUCUGUCCCGAUCCUGCUAAAACCAACAUAACCCUCUGUAAUGCAACACUUCCUCUUCCUUACUCUUAUGUGCAGAAGGAAUACUGGGAGCUUGGGUUUUUAAACUUCUACGAAUUAAAGCAGAUACCUCACUUCAUCUCUGCUACACCAAUGUUCAUACUAGCUGGUAUUCCAUUGUGGAGAUACUUUAAGCUGGCAGUUACUAACACAGGGCACUGGCUGUUCUCAAAUAAACAAAGAUAUGACAGACAUCAAAUGUACAUUGAUUCUGUUCUAUUCCCUUACAUGAUGCAGCUCCUGUUUCUUUUAAUUGUUGCCGCCUUUUUCAUGUACAUACAGGUUGUCACUCGAUUUGUUGUUUCAUCCUCUCCUGUCAUUUACUGGUUUGCUGGAGUAGUGUUUCUACCAAAGAGCACUGAGAUUAGCUCUACUGCAUCUAAUGCUGUGAGAGAAAAAAAUGGGAAAGGAAGAGAAGAUUCUGUAUUCACAUAUAUGAAAAGACUGGUUCAUUCAAGUCAAUGGUCGCAUGUAGAACAGUAUGAUUUAAGACAGUGGAUCACAGUUUAUUGUGUAAUAUAUAUUAUCAUUGGAUUUGUAAUGCAUUGUAACUUUUUACCCUGGGUCUAAAUAAAUUUCUCUUUAAUAAUCUACAAUAAUUAUAAAAGGUUAUUAACUAGAAAAUGGAACCGAAUAUCAGUGAGACAACACUCUGCAAUGAAGAAUACAACGGGACGCUCUUGGUAGCUAUCAACAGCAUAAGGACGGUAACGGCUGGGUUGUCUUCCCUGAUCUGCCUCUCUUCAAUCUUCUUGCUAUUGUUCAUCAUGUGUAGGAGAGGCCCUAGUGGAGACAGAGACGAUAACACACUCAAUAACAAACUCAUACUCUCAUUCCUCUUCUCGGCCCUAAUAUAUUCAAUAGCUACAAUAUUCCAGUGGGUCAGGCUGGAGUAUGAUCAAGAAGACUCUCAUUAUUCCACUGCCUGUGAAGUCGUUGGUUUUCUAGUUGGGUACUUUGGCUGGACGCUAAUGCUAAAGUCCUUUUUCCUCAUUUAUCACCUUUUUCACAUUCUGUAUAAAGGGAAACCAGAGAAGUCCUGUAUUGAUUUGACACCGAACUCUUGUAGCAAUAUCAUCAAUAACGUCGCUAAAAUGGCCCCAGGAAUCACUCGUCUGGUCGUGUACAUUGUCAUAUCGUAUCUCUUUCCACUUCUUUUCGUGUGGAUACCGUUGAUACCAGGGUUGAAAGGUUACGGGUCAUCGGGUUACUGGUGCUGGAUUGUAGUGUGUACUAGUAAUGAUGAUUACUACAAGAUCGGUUAUGCAGAACAGGCCUUGAUCUGGUAUAUACCAGUUAUAAUAAUCAGUAUUGUCAUCAUUGCAUUGAUCGUCACCAUUAUUAUAAAACUAGUUCAACUAGAAGAAAAAGUAGCCAUUUCUUGUCCUCUUCUCUCCUUCCCCAUUCUCUUCCUGUUUGUAAA
Molecule: messenger RNA, 2618 nt
Organism: Amphimedon queenslandica
Lineage: Eukaryota; Metazoa; Porifera; Demospongiae; Haplosclerida; Niphatidae
Product: GPI mannosyltransferase 2-like
Exons: 4
Coding region: 47-1765 (572 amino acids)
Biological process (GO): GPI anchor biosynthetic process
Cellular component (GO): endoplasmic reticulum membrane; mannosyltransferase complex
Molecular function (GO): GPI mannosyltransferase activity; alpha-1,6-mannosyltransferase activity
Source: RefSeq, a predicted model, not a curated record